Molecule: messenger RNA, 4808 nt
Organism: Pseudo-nitzschia multistriata
Lineage: Eukaryota; Bacillariophyta; Bacillariophyceae; Bacillariales; Bacillariaceae
Source: the annotation of a GenBank genome assembly
GUAAAAAGGUGCAGAAUCCCUUUCAUUUCUUUCACUUUCCAAUGGCAUCAUGGAGAAGUCUACAUGUGCCACAACUAAAUCGUUUCAAAAAACCUAAACGACUUGACGACGGGUCGCAUGUGCAAUGUCAAUUUCCGGAAAGACUGCGAUCUGCGCCAUUUUCAUCGCGAAUUUGAUGUUCUCCAGUGGAAACAAAACCUUCAUUACUACUUCAAAUAUCCUCUCAGACAUUGUCAUUCCCUUGGAAAAUGAACAUUGGAGUCUUUCGAGCAGUGAUCUUGUGUUCACAAACUUGACAGCUAAAGUCCCAGGAGACCUUCUGUCUGACUUAAUCGCGAAUGGACUCAUCGAUGAUCCAUACAUAGAUCGAAACUUUUUGACCCAGCGGUUUGUAUGGACAGGGGAGAAUCAGUGGGGCCCAACUGAUGGUUACAACGCCAGUAGUAUCGAAAGUGAGAAACAUAAUGACUCAAACGGAAAGAUAUUCCAACAGAAGAGGACUUGGAUCUACUCUACCACGUUCAAAUUGUCAACACGCCACUCAGAGAAAGUGUCAUGGAAACUGGUUUUGGAAGGUAUUAAAAUGGGAGCUGAUAUCUACGUCAAUAAUGUACAGAUUGGACAGGCUGUGGAUCAAUUCUUGAGAUAUGAUUUUCAGAUUGAAGAUUAUAUUUUAGAAAAGGGGUUACCUCUCGAUCAUAGUCGUCACCACAACUUGACAGUUGUGUUUGAUCCAACUAUUCAAGUGAACGGACGAUUCUCUGGUGAGUUCGAGUACUAUUCUAAUUAAACUCUUUAGGCAUGCGAAUAAAGCACAAAGUAUUUCCGGACAUGCAAUUGCAAGAAGAAAAAUCUCCAUUGACAACAUAGAACUCAUUUGAUACUGUCUUCAUUUCAUUUGAAGGAUGUUCGGGGGGCUGGGAUUGGAGCCCAUACACGAAAGUGAGGGAUGCUCAGCAACUUGACAUCUUCACGUUGGGGAUUGUUAAACCAGUUUAUAUAAUCGGAGUCGGGAUUCAACAGUUUUACGUAUCUCAUGUGGUUCCAAAAAUAUAUUAUUUAGGAAAGUAUCCAGCGAAGCCAUUGAGAAAGGCAGAAGCCGACUUUCGUCUUACUGUUGAUGUACACCUCGAAUUUGUCACCACCAACUUCAAUAGAUUCGCCUCAAACUCCUCGGUAAUUUUAAAGACCAAUUUCGCCGAACAAGUCGAGACAAUAAUUCCGAUUCCAGCACCUAAAAGCUUCAAAGAACUUUCACAAGUCAUUAGCAUUAACUUGAUUGUACGGAAAGAUUCAAUCGAUUUGUGGUGGCCGAAUGGUAUGGGAAAACAACCUCUUUACAACAUCUAUGUAGGAACUACUUUUAUUCACUGUAGGUGGAUUAAAAGAAGGGUCGGGUUUCGCACAAGUGCACUUGUGACCAUCAAUGAAAGCAAAAAUAUUGAUAUCACUGCGGCACAUCAGGAAUCAACAGAAGGGAGUGGUCAGUUUGGUAUGUAUUUCCGAAUCAAUGGAGCGACUCUAAUGGCUCGCGGCGCAAAUUUUAUUCCAAUGGAUCAACUAGAAGGACGGCUCACGGGUGAAGGACACAAAAUUGGCAUCCAGACAGCUUCGAAAGCAAACAUGAAUAUGAUAAGAGUAUGGGGAGGAGGAAUGGUGCCACCUGACCCAUUUUAUGAUGCUUGUGAUGAAGAAGGUAUUCUUAUCUAUCAUGACAUGAUGUUUGUGGAAGAAGGCGGUCAUCGCCCUUUCAAAACAAUCACCAUAUCGAACGAGAUACGACACUUGGUCCGAUCUCUUGCCUCUCAUCCCAGCCUACUUGUUUGGAAUGGUUGCAAUGAGUGCGAAGUGAUAAUGGGGACCCCAUCCGAAAUCUAUGCAAAUUUUGUCAUGGAGACAGUUGCAGAGGAGGAUGAUACAAGGCCAAUUUGGCCUAGUAGUCCUUCGAAACAUGGGUGGAAAUCAGGUGAGAAUAACUGACGGAUAUAGUUGGCGAUUGCAAAAGCUUUUUUUCUCACCUGCUACGUUAUAAUGCAUUAUAAACAGGUGUAAGGCGUAUUGAUAGUCGCCCCCUACCAAACAAUAGGAAUCUGACAACCUGGGAGCCUGACGCCUUCUCAACACAUUUAGAGUCUCACGGUCCAUACAUGCGGUCCUUUUCUCAUUCAUAUCCUGGAGUGAAUGGUUUAGAUGUCAAUUUUCCGUACAGAAAUACUCCCCCUGAAUUGAGAAAGGUCAAUAUUGGUUAUGAUCAUCCAAAUCAGUUCGCAUCGGAAUUCGGCUCAUCAACAAUGUCCUCGUUUGAAAGCAUGAAAGGUACAAUUAGCACGAAGCACUGGAGUCUACACGGAGGUGGUGAUCCUGACGAUUGUGAGAUCGAUUAUGGAAAUAAAAAUAGAUGCAAGGGUACAAACAUUAUGGCAGAGAGGGUAAGGGCCCGAGAUCAAUUGUUUUCUUUCGCGUUUUAAAAACAAUGAUUGUACGGUGGCUUUUUCGAACUAAAAUCGAUAUCAAUUUAUUUUGCUCUAUUGUCAUCUAAUCAUUCGUGCAUUUUCAAAAGAACUACCCUUGCGACUCCCAUAUACGUGCUUAUUUUGGGGUGGAAGAGGAGGAGUUGUCAGCGGUCGGCAAAGCAGCAUUCAUUAAACAGCUAUACAUGUGCCUUAUAUCUCAAACAUUGUGGAUGAAAGGAGAAAUUGAGUCAAGACGAAGCCAAAACUAUUUAGGUACGACUAAACAAAACUCUGGUUGAUGGAUAGGAACUCUAAUUUCGAUGAUUCUCACGGAUUUUCAACAGGCUUGCUCAUAUGGCAAUUGAAUGAAGUUUGGCCUACAGGUGGAUGGGGACUAAUCGAAUAUGGGAGAAAAACCAAGGAUGGAUCGCAAAUCUCAGGAGGAAGAUGGAAGGUAAGGUUUGGCUUCAUUUCGUUUUAUUUUUUGAUAUGUAUUUCGAUGAAAUUGACUGGAUACUAACCCGAAUCAAUUAGCCUUUGAUGCAUCUGCUCAAGUCAUCCCUUUUUUUGGAUCAAAUUUCGGCAUGCGGUAAAGGUGGCAUGUGCUAUGUUAGGAAUGAUCAUUUCGAAACUGUGAACUUCAUCGUUUCAUUUGAAGCAUGGGAUAUCGAACAUGUAGCUCCAAUACGAACCUAUGAGUAUACAAACGAGUUGGAAGGAGGAUCGAUUGAUUGGUUUGAUUUACCUUUGGAUUUCACCUUGGAGACUCAGAUAAUACUUAUACAGCUGAAGGUGCAACUCCCCAGUUCUUUAGUUCCAUUUGAUCAUAGGGUGUCAGAAACUAUAUUUCUCGAAGAUAUGCCCAAGAGAUUAAAAGGUCUGCAAAGUCCAGUGAACAUAGAAAUACUAGAUAUCUAUGAGACCAAUAAUGGAGAUGCUGCAAUCAUUCUUGCGAGUGACAAAUUGGCCUUAUUUGUCCUCCUGACAACGAGAGCUGAAGGAAUAUUUUCCGACAAUUGUUUUUUUUUACGUCCACUUGAGAAUAAAGUAAGUAUGCGGAUGAUGUCUAUUCUUUGAUUGUGUGAAAUGAACUAGAGACAAAUGCCCCUAAUAUUUGCUUAUGCUCCUAGAUCGUCAUAUUGCAGUCGCUUGAAAAGAGAGGAACAGUAAACGUUGAGGUCCUUAAAGCGACUUUAAGGGUAGAGCAUCUAGGUCUUUACGUCGCUUCCGCAGGCAAAGUCAACGAAGCUCGGUGAAACCCAAAAAUACAUUUUUCAUUCAAUUCCGAUUGCAACCAUGCCAAAUUAGAGUCGAUGGAUCUAGGUCACAAAUGUCUGGCAGGAUAGAUCUUUACGACAAAAAACAGUGAGAUCAUUGAUCCACGUACAGGGAGAUAACCAAGGGGUUACAAAAUAAAUCAACGUUUUCAUAACGAGAACUUACUCGGUUGGCGGCAUUUUCUUCGACAGAAUUUGGGUCUUCGACGAUGAUUUUGCGUAGACGUCCUCCACAGUUUCAAUAGACGUCAAAUUCGGAACAGUGAACGAGUUCAAGGCCGCGUAAAGAAAGGGGGCAGCAAGGAAUAGAAAUAGAGCAGACACGGGUAUGUGCAACGCAUAGUCUCUAUUUGGACAAUAGUUCUCGCCACUGCGUAGAUGAAUUCAUUGUCCAGAAAAUAGUGUGAGACCGACAUUCAAUACAAAAUCAAAAUAGCAACCUAAAUUGUUUAUGAGAUAACUGGUCUUACAAGGAACUUUCGAUGAUCUCCUGUGGAAUUGUCAACCAAAAGAAAUACGUAAGGCCAAUUGGAAAAAGCAGCAGGUGACAAGCGAAACUACAUUUUUCUAAAGGGGAGGAGCCCUGAGGCUGCUUCUCAUCCGCGCUAUUUUCUGACUCUUCGUUUUUCGAUGAUGACAUUCUUGUUGACGUUCUUGGAUUUCCGCUAGUGCAUCGUUUUCAUACAAAAAAAUUCUAACCGUACAUCUUCUCGUUUCAUAAUGAACAUCCGUCGCCGACUGCGAUACCGGUACACUCUUUCGAACUCAUAGUAUGGUCGUACGGUAAAUACAUUAAGUACUAGUCGGUACGUACUAAUUACGCACCUAUGAUAAUGCUCUAGACAGGCCAAGAACUGUUUCAAGUUUUCACAGAUACAGACAGUACAGUACAUGAAGACAAAUUGAGGGACGUACGUACGCUACAGCAGCUACAGUACCGUAUCGUAUUUGUGAUGCGUUAAUUACGGGUACCAUACUGUACCGUAGGUAUUCAUACGUCCCGUAGACUAUACAGUAAUGGAGGAUGCAUGCAGGGCGGCGGCGGCGCGGGUGGGGGUCAUAAAUAUUAGAAGUAUUU